This is a messenger RNA of Medioppia subpectinata, 351 nucleotides long. Lineage: Eukaryota; Metazoa; Arthropoda; Arachnida; Sarcoptiformes; Oppiidae. The record is from the annotation of a GenBank genome assembly.
AUGGCACUCAAACCCGUAGAAACUGCCAAACGAUUAUACGAGAGGUUGGGGUUAGAGUACACGCCGACUGUCCAGACGUGGGUCGAAGAGCACACCCGUGCGGACGAUAUACUGUCGAACCCGCACUCGACAAUCAGGAACUCUGCGUCGGCACCGCUUUCGUGGUUACCCCGCAUGUCUGUGAAUGAUGUGCUGGAGGUUCAAGAGUACUGCUAUGAUGUGAUGCAUAAUUUGGGCUAUAAAUUGAUUAACGAUCUCGUCUACGACGACAACGACACACAAAUGUUGGAUAAUUAUACGUUGGAUCAGAUUCUCGACACCAAAUAUCCGUUGCUUGACUUAAUGUCCUGA